CACACACAGCGCUUGUGAGUGUGUGAGCUCUUCCACAUGCUCCCUGUAUUAUUACUUUAACUCACUUUUUCUUUCUUUAUAGCAGGUGCUGGUGUGCAGCAGAGCUUUUAUUAGUGGUCAGUCUUACAAUGACCAGUGCAGAAACGGAAAUAAAGACAGGCUAUGCUAGUGGAGAUGAGGAAUGGCUUUAUGGAGAUGGUGAAGAUUUGGCUGAUGCCGAAGGUGAGGAUGAAGAGAAGGCGGAGACUGAGGUUUUCAGUGCUCUGGUCGGAGAUGUGGAGGGAAUUACUGAAGUGGAAAACCAGGAUGCUACUGCAGAAAGUGACUCGGACAGUGAUGACAAUGUGCGUGUUACCAUUGGCAACAUAAAAUCCAGCGGAAGCCAGAACACUAACACUCCUAUCAGUCUUGACAUAAAGACAUCAGGAAAAGCCACUGCAGCAGAUGCAGCAGGCAGCAUCAGCAGCACACCAGAGGUGGAUGUGGAGCCGCAUGAGGAGAAGCCUUGGAGAAAACCAGGUGCGGACCUGUCAGACUAUUUUAACUACGGCUUCAACGAGGACACCUGGAAGACCUACUGCGACAGACAGAGAAGACUACGCAUGAGCUUAGAGGUUCUGACCUUAAGCUCCGCUUCCAAAAACCUGGUUAGUUGGGGUGAUCUCACUAUUAAAGCUGAGAGUUCCUCCAGGAGGUCAAACAGCUCAAUAGAGGUCAUUGAAGGACAGAUGGAGACCAUUAGUCGAGUAGAAGGAAGAAGACGUCGCAGUACAGAUGAAGAAAACACGCAGACCGCCUCUGAAAACUCCUCAGCGACUGACCAGAAUUCCUCCAAGCCGCCUCCCAUCUUUCCAUCAAACAUACCUCCUCCACCUUUCCCUCUUCUCUCCAUCAGCACCACUCCACCCCUCAUCCAGCCCCCUCCACGACUGUCGAUGAGCGUCCCACCACCUGGUUUCCCUCUUCCUCCUGGAGUUCCUUCUCCCUCCAUGAUGGCUUCACUGGACAGGCUGAGGCGUUACAGCAGGAGAUUAAGCAGACAGAGUAGACACCGCAGCCAGUCUCCUAUCAGCAGAAGCUCACACAGUCUUUUCAUACAGGAUUCAGGCAGUUUAUCUCAUUUUACAUGGCAGAUCUUCUCGAGCUUUUGCAGACUGAAUGUGGGCAUUCCGGGAGAAGUUACGAUGGCCACUCUGCUCUGCCGUACCCCUUUCCUCCAGGUGCAUUUCCACCACUCAUGGGUAGUGUUCCCCCCUGGCCAGGCUUGGUUUACCGCACCAAGCCAUGGGAGUAUUUCACCUCCAAAGACAAAGAGAGAGAGAGAAACAAGGACAGAGAGAGGACCCGAGAUCGAGACAGGGACCGAGAGCGGGGCAAAGAGCGGGAUCGGGAGCGUGACCGGGAUAGAGAGAGGGACCGAGAACGGGACCGAGAACAUGAGAGAGAACGCGAGAGAGAACGCGAGAGGGAACGAGAGUACACGCCCUCAUGUCAGGGCCACAGUAGUGAUGAAGAGCGCAUUUCGAGGCACAGGGACCAGGGUGACUUGGAGAAAGAGAGAUAUCGGGAGCGCUCCGGUAGAGAGAGAGACAGAGGAGACUGGCAUCGGGAUAGAAGACACAGGGACCGGAGUGAACGGAACAGAUCUUCACACAGUGGCAGCAGUAGGAGAAGACAUGCCAGUGAUGACGGAGAGAGCCACAGGAGGCACCGUCACAAACGCUCCAAACAUAGCCGAGACAGAGCAGAACCCAGCGAGGAGCGCAGUACCGAGCGCAGCACUGAACGCGACAACCAAUCAGAGGCCACUGAGUAACCAUCUGGCCAGAAAUUAUUUUGCCUUGACCGAGCGGGGUCAUGGCAGUGUGAUCUUAAUUUUAUUCUUAAGUGAAGUGACAUGAUAGUAUCUUUAUUUGGGCCAAUCAGAGGCCUGGCUCAUCAGGAGCUGCUUUUUGUUACAUUUUAAAGGUAAAUGUGUGAAUGGACUGGUUUAUAGGACUAAUUUAUUUGCCAGGUUGCCAGGUUAUUAAGUAUGCCUACCUUCAACGUACACUUAUUAGCUGUAGCCCAGCUGUUGUCCAAAGUCAUCCACCAAUUAACCACCAGGUUCCAAAUAUUAUAUGGGUUUUAAACUGUUCUCAGCACAGCAGUAAAGCUGUAGUCUUUGUAAUGAUGGUACCAGUGUGGACAUUAUUACUCAUACCAACCUCAUUACUGCACUCUGACGGUAUACUAUUACAGACUAUAGCUUUUUCUUCAUUGCUUUUUCUUGCAGUGGUCAGUUUUUAACCAUUGACUGCUCUUGGCAGGAUAUUUUUGGUUCGUAGGGAAAGCACUGACAUUAAAAAAGAAACACCCAGCAACACACACACACACACACACUAUAGUGUCACUAGGGUCAUAGUGUAACUGCUGUACUUGGAUAAUCCACCACACAAAUACUACUUUUCAGUGAUCCCUCCCUUUCAUCAUGUAAUAAAGCAUUGGUGAUGUGUUGCGCAUGGCAUCAGAUGGGCUACGGUCAAAGUGUAUGUACACUGAUCAGCCAUAACAUUAAAAGCACCUCCUAGUUUCUACACACACUGUCCAUUUUAUCAGCUCCACUUACCAUAUAGAAGCACUUUGUAGUCGAUCUGUUUCUCUACAUACCUUUUUAGCCUGCUUUCACCCUGUUCUUCAAUGGUCAGGACCCCCACAGGACCACUACAGAGCAGGUAUUAUUUAGGUGGUGAAUGAUUCUCAGCACUGCAGUGACAAUGACAUGGUGGUGGUGUGUUAGCUUGUUGUGCUGGUAUGAGUGGAUCAGACACAGCAGCACUGCUGGAGUUUUUAAAUACCGUGUCCACUCACUGUCCACUCUAUUAGACACUCCUACCUAGUUGGUCCACCUUGUAGAUGUGAAGUCAGAUAUGAUCACUUAUUUAUUGCUGCUGUUUGAGUUGGUCAUCUUCUGUCAGCAGUAACAGUGAGGUGUCACUUAUCCACUCAUACCAGCACAACAUGUCAGUGUCACUGCAGUGCUGAGAAUGAUCCACCACCUAAAUAAUACCUACUCUGUAGAGUCCUGACCAUUGAAGAACAGCAUGAAAGGAGACUAACAAAGCAUGCAGAGAAACAGAUAGACUACAGUCAGUAAUUGUAGAACUACAAAGUGCUUCUAUAUGGUAAGUGGAGCUGAUAAAAUGGACAGUGAGUGUAGAAACAAGGAGGUGGUCAUAAUGUUGGUCAAAUGCCUGAUUGGUGUAUAUGGUAGGUAUACCUGACAAAAACAGUAGCAGCUCAAUAAGACAGACCAAAGAAUAUGACCAAACGUCUGCAAACUUUUUAAUUUAAGCAUUUAAAAGAGACCUGAAUGGCAUUUUGAUUGUUAAUUUAAUGUUAAUAAUAUUUAUGUUGUGCCAAAUGGUAAUUUUGUUGAUUGAAGAAAACAGCAUUAUAAAUAAUUUGAUAAAGCA
Messenger RNA from Trichomycterus rosablanca, 3455 nucleotides. RefSeq names its product FIP1 like 1a (S. cerevisiae) (gene fip1l1a). Bases 129 to 1901 code for a protein of 590 amino acids. The transcript has 18 exons. The record is from RefSeq and is a predicted model, not a curated record. NCBI's taxonomy places the organism in Eukaryota, Metazoa, Chordata, Actinopteri, Siluriformes, Trichomycteridae. Gene Ontology annotation, cellular component: mRNA cleavage and polyadenylation specificity factor complex.